Molecule: messenger RNA, 1247 nt
Organism: Tarenaya hassleriana
Lineage: Eukaryota; Viridiplantae; Streptophyta; Magnoliopsida; Brassicales; Cleomaceae
Product: protein RTF2 homolog
Exons: 1
Coding region: 86-1123 (345 amino acids)
Biological process (GO): mitotic DNA replication termination; site-specific DNA replication termination at RTS1 barrier
Cellular component (GO): nucleus
Source: RefSeq, a predicted model, not a curated record
UCUCUCUCCUUGGAAAACUUCCUCCUCUCUCCCACGAAGCAAAGUUCUGAUCAGGAACCCUAGGUUCUCCUCUCGCUCCAAAAUCAUGCGACUUCGUCCCCAGAUCUUCGUCAAAUCUCCGUUCAAUUAUCAAUCCCUGGCCCUGAGAUUGGAUCCAACCCAUUCUCUCAUAACCGUAAGUGCUCUCCAUUCCUUACUCGAAUCAUCGCACCGUCAAUCAUUGUCAGAUUUCUGCUUCGUCCUCAAUGGGAAGCCUUUGGAUAUCACUUCCCGGAUCUCUGUUUCCGAGAUUCCUCCGGUCUCCACUCUCACUCUGUACCCUCGCUACCGUGCCGGCGGAGGCGACGGCGGCGCCACGGGUGCCGAGUCCCGCGACUGCUACCUCAACAUGUACGCUGAGAAGAAGCCCGAUAAGGUUGACCCGAACGAGCAGAGGCUCUCCAAAUGGCUAAACUGUGCUCUGUCGAACGAGCCUCUCACUGAGCCUUGCGUCACCGAUUUCCUCGGCAACGUCUUCAACAAAGUACCGCUGGUUGAGGCCUUGGUCUCCAAGAGGUUGCCGAAGCAAUUCUCGCACAUAAAGGGGCUCAAGGACAUGGUCAAUAUCAAAUUCACCCCAAUCACUGUGUCCGAUCAAUCCACCAGAGACGGUUCUAGUGCCCAGUUCCAGUGCCCGGUGUCAGGACUCGAGCUCAACGGGAAAUACAGGUUCUUGGCACUGAGGGGUUGCGGACACGUGCUUAGCGCCAAGGCCUUGAAGGAGGUGAAGUCUUCUUCCUGUUUGGUCUGCCAUACGGAUUUCACCGAGUCAGAUAAGAUACCAAUAAACGGUAGCGAGGAGGAAGUGGACGUCUUGAGGGAGAGGAUGAAGGAGGAGAAAGCGAAGAAAGGCGCAUCAAGGAAAAGCGCAUCGAAGAAAGGCAAGAACAGCGAAAAUGCAAUGAAGCGAAGACACGACAAUGGAGCAGUCGGGGAUGGUGCUGCGGUAAAGAAGUUUAGAGCUGGGGAUAUGGCUCCGGCCAAUGCUACCAAAGAGGUGUAUGCUUCGAUAUUCACUUCAUCUAGAAAGUCGGAUUUCAAAGAGACUUAUAGUUGCAGGUCACUGCCGCUCGGUCGGAACUGAUUUGAUUUGGUGUUGAUCUCAUUUUACUUGAGAUGUUCCGUUCAUGUUUUUACUUGUUUGGCUGUCGUGUAACUUCUUGCACUUUAUAAAACAAUCCAUAAAUACAUAAAAUCUCUUAUUAUUC